AUGAGAACAUUGAAGUUCCUGCGGAGGAGGUACAGAGGGAAACAGACCCUGAGGACAACGACGAAACCAGCAGCUCCACUUCAACCUGCAGACGCCAAUGAGGGAGAAGAGGAUGAGCCCGAGGUCCGGAGGUCCACUCGUGCCCGCAGGCCACCGCAGAUGUUCACCUACAAUUCCCUGGGCCAGCCAACAUUCCAGUUCCAGCCGCCACCAGCUGUCCAUGCAGUCGAAGCCUUCUUGCCACCAGCGGAGUAUUCUUCUGUGCGGGUCUGCCCCCUAGACCGGACCCGUAACAUCUACAUGUAUAAAAGCUGCGGAAAAAACGACUCCAGAAUGUUACAGCACACCGUGUUCCAGCUGAGCUCAGCGCCUCAUCUGCGACGUCUACAUACAAACACAUUAGCAGCCGAGUCCGGAGCUCCGCGGACCCCGGCCGGUGCAAACUCCACCUUGUUGCUGGGAAGACUGAUGAUGUACAGAAGUGUUAUUUGUCUUGCAGUGCUAGUGAGCCCUCGCGUCCACUCAGGAGGAGAUGAAAAAGGGACGGGCCGCAUGUCUGGGAGAAGUGCUCGCAGUGCGCUGGAGGACAAUCUGUCAGAGCAGUCAUCACUUUACCCUGCCCGAAGCCACAGCACUCACUCAAUAAGACCCUGCUACAGACCAACCAGCCAAACGGGCCAUGAUUAA
Knipowitschia caucasica is the source of this 687-nucleotide messenger RNA. The record is from the annotation of a GenBank genome assembly. Lineage: Eukaryota; Metazoa; Chordata; Actinopteri; Gobiiformes; Gobiidae.